AUGCGGAUGAGUCCUCUUUUCGCGUGCUUCGGUCAGCCUUUGCAUGUGUUUUUGUUGGCAUGUUUCAUGCCUAAAUGGUUUCAGACUCUCCCUGGAACUCUCUGCUACGAUCGUAGGUGUUUAGAUAUGGCGUUCAUCGAGCAUGGCCUUCUCCUGAAGAGAGGUCUCUCCUCGUGA
Molecule: messenger RNA, 177 nt
Organism: Neurospora tetrasperma FGSC 2508
Lineage: Eukaryota; Fungi; Ascomycota; Sordariomycetes; Sordariales; Sordariaceae
Exons: 1
Coding region: 1-177 (58 amino acids)
Source: RefSeq, a predicted model, not a curated record